Messenger RNA from Brettanomyces nanus, 750 nucleotides. RefSeq names its product Proteasome subunit alpha type-3 (gene PRE9). Gene Ontology annotation, cellular component: cytosol; nucleus; proteasome core complex. Gene Ontology annotation, biological process: ubiquitin-dependent protein catabolic process. NCBI's taxonomy places the organism in Eukaryota, Fungi, Ascomycota, Pichiomycetes, Pichiales, Pichiaceae. The transcript has a single exon. The coding region runs from base 1 to 750 and encodes 249 amino acids. The record is from RefSeq and is a predicted model, not a curated record.
AUGUCCAGAAGAUACGACGGCAGAACGACAAUUUUCUCUCCUGAGGGACGGUUAUACCAGGUGGAGUAUGCAUUAGAGGCAAUUAACCAUGCAGGCACAGCCAUUGGUAUUCUGGCCAAAGACGGUGUGGUUCUUGCAGCCGAGAGAAAGGUUACUAGUAAACUACUUGAACAGGACACCAGCUCAGAGAAAAUGUACGUUUUGAAUGAUAAUACACUUUGUGCCGUCGCAGGAAUGACGGCUGAUGCCGGAAUCCUUAUUAACUACAUGAGAGAUACAGCCCAGCAGUACCUUAAGGUGUAUAACCAGGACAUACCAAUUGAGACUUUAGUGAGAAGGGUGUGCGAUGUUAAGCAGGGAUAUACACAACAUGGUGGUUUGAGACCGUUUGGUGUUUCAUUUAUUUUCGCCGGUUAUGAUGAUAGAUAUGGAUUCCAACUUUAUACGUCGAAUCCUUCUGGUAACUACUCCGGGUGGAAGGCCACUAGUAUCGGUGCUAACAAUUCGAGUGCGCAGACCUUACUUAAACAGGAUUAUAAGGAUGACAUGAACUUUGAGGAUUCUAAAAAGUUGGCAUUGAAAGUGCUUAGUAAGACCACCGAUAGCUCCAAGUUGACUAGUGACAAGGUGGAAUUUGCCACAGUGUUACUUAAAGAUGGGGAGCCGGUGUUGAAAAUAUGGAUGCCUGCAGAGAUUGACAAGUUGCUAGAGGAGUCUGGAGUUUUAGAAGAGAAGGACGAAGAGGAUUAG